GUAUCCACCACACUCAAGUAAUUGCUUCACACAAACCAUAGUUUCUACACUCACAAAUUGUUUCUAUAGCUUCUUCAAUUAGCACUGCCUCAAUCUAUUUUCCACAAAAACAUUUGCAGAUGGCAAUUGGUAUGGGGCACAUUCUCCGUGCUAAGCAAGGCCUUAGAAGAUCUUCUUCAAGAACAAACAGAGAAAGUGAUGUGCCUAAGGGGCAUUUUCCAGUUUAUGUUGGUGAGACUGAAAAGAAGCGCUUUGUCAUUCCGGUUUCAUACUUGAAGGACCCUUCAUUCCAAGAGUUGUUGUGUCAAGCUGAGGAAGAAUUCGGAUUUGAUCAUCCCAUGGGUGGACUCACAAUACCUUGUUUGGAGGAUACCUUUAUUGACAUCAUUUCUAGUUUGAAUAGAUCUUGAGAGACUACAGACAGCUUAGUUUAGUGAGAAAAAGAAAUUUUGCAUAGAUUUUUCAUAGAAAAGUUCUGUUUGUAUAUUAAUAUUCAGAUUGGGAAAUGAAAAUUUCAGUGGUUAUACAGAGGCUUCUUUUCUGCUCUAUCUACCCUGCUGCAUAUGGAUAUGGAUGCAUACUGUAAAUGCUAUAUAAUUGAAUUUGAUGAGUCUC
Molecule: messenger RNA, 615 nt
Organism: Ipomoea triloba (trilobed morning glory)
Lineage: Eukaryota; Viridiplantae; Streptophyta; Magnoliopsida; Solanales; Convolvulaceae
Product: auxin-responsive protein SAUR21-like
Exons: 1
Coding region: 120-410 (96 amino acids)
Biological process (GO): response to auxin
Source: RefSeq, a predicted model, not a curated record